This is a messenger RNA of Tuber melanosporum (Perigord truffle), 2915 nucleotides long. RefSeq lists its product as uncharacterized. Bases 59 to 2704 code for a protein of 881 amino acids. Lineage: Eukaryota; Fungi; Ascomycota; Pezizomycetes; Pezizales; Tuberaceae. The transcript is spliced from 8 exons. The record is from RefSeq and is a predicted model, not a curated record. Gene Ontology annotation, biological process: chloride transport; transmembrane transport. Gene Ontology annotation, cellular component: Golgi apparatus; early endosome; membrane. Gene Ontology annotation, molecular function: voltage-gated chloride channel activity.
CGCAGAACAAGAAGCGACCUCAAGACGGUAUUCGGACGCCCGCGUUAAUCGUCUAAGCAUGACUCCCUCCUCUUCUGGAGGCAGUAGGGCCCCGCACCGUCUCCUGAAUUUCGAGCCUGGAAACUCGUCCUCAUCGUCUCCCAGCAGCUCUCCUCCGCUCGGGAAUCAUCAUCAACCAACAGUUGAGGAAGAGAGCGAUGGCCUCGAUUCACCAAGUACGCGAGGUCGGGGUCAUAGCGUCCCAUUAGGCGAAUCGGUAGAUCGUGCAGAUAGAAUAACUUUCAAACGUCGGCAGAGGGCAUCUUCGUCUCGCUAUUCACUCUUUUCCGUUGGAACACCAUUAGGCAUAACGACUCCGUCUCUCCUCCCACCAGAACCAGCGUACAGUCCAUAUUCCUCUGGAACCAACCUCGAUCAACUCCAUCGUUCAGAACAGGGCCAGAAAGACCCGGCGCAAUCGACCUUAGACCCUUGGUCAUCCGAAGGCCCCGGACGGCGUGUUUAUGAUGACCUUACGGCUAUAGAUUGGAUAUUUGAAUACACAAAAGAGCGGAUACGUACUCGGGCGCUUUUCCGGCGGAAACGGAUACUGGGACACAUUGCGCAGUUAUGGGAUUCAAGUCAGGUAUGGAUUGUGCUAAUAGGCACAGGGAUAGCGGCCGGACUGCUAGCGGCAGGUAUUGACAUCGUAACGAACUGGUUGGGGGAUUUGAAACACGGCUAUUGCGACUCAAAUUUUUACCUGAGUCGGGAGUUCUGCUGCUUGGGACUCGAGCCGAGUGACAAGUGCGUUAGUUGGAUUCCAUGGAGUCAGGCGCUGAGAGUGACGGGCUCUAAAGCUGGUAGUUAUAUCAUCGAAUAUUUAUUCUAUAUCAUUUUCUCUAUUGCCUUCGCAGCAACCGCAAGUCUCUUGGUCACGAGAUAUGCCGCAUACGCACGCCACAGUGGAAUUCCGGAGAUCAAGACUGUUCUCGGGGGUUUCGUUAUUCGGCGAUUUAUGGGGACCUGGACAUUAGUCAUCAAAUCUCUCGGCUUGUGCCUGGCGGUUGCCUCUGGUCUAUGGUUGGGUAAAGAAGGUCCUUUAGUCCACGUUGCAUGCUGCUGUGCCAAUCUACUCAUGAAACUGUUCUAUGCGCUGAGGAAAAACGAAGCCCGUAAACGUGAAGUUCUCUCUGCGGCCUCUGCGGCCGGAAUCUCAGUUGCAUUUGGAUCACCAAUCGGAGGAGUACUGUUCAGCCUAGAGCAAUUAUCAUACUACUUUCCAGACAAGACCAUGUGGCAGUCCUUCGUCUGCGCCAUGGUAGCUGCCGUAACACUGCAAUUCAUGAACCCAUUCCGGACCGGCAAACUAGUCUUGUACCAAGUGAAGUACACCCGCGGAUGGCACGACUUUGAAAUGGUCCCGUUUGCCAUCCUUGGGGUUUUGGGGGGCCUCUAUGGAGCCUUCUUCAUAAAACUGAACAUGAGCAUCGCCAGCUGGAGGAAAGAAUCCAAGUUUAAGAAAUACCCCGUAACGGAGGUGGUAAUUGUUGCGGUAAUCACCGCGAUAAUUAACUUUCCAACAACCUUCAUGAACCCCCAAUCUUCAGAACUAGUAGCGAACCUUUUUCAGGAAUGCUCCCCCAAAACCGACGACUUCCUAAACCUGUGCAGCCAUGGCAAAGCCGCCGGGCCAAUCCUCCUCCUCCUAUCUGCGUUGCUAGUGAUGCUUCUAGCCUCAACCACCUUCGGUCUGCAGAUCCCCGCAGGAAUAAUCCUCCCAUCAAUGGCCAUUGGUGCGCUCUACGGGCGUGCAAUGGGGAUGGUGGUCCAAGCCUGGCAGCGCAACCACCCACGCAUCUGGAUAUUCACUUCCUGCGAUCCCGACAUCGAGUGCGUGACACCCGGGGUAUUCGCCAUCAUCGGUGCCGCCUCCGCCCUUGGUGGGGUAACUCGAAUGACAGUCUCUAUCGUCGUGAUAAUGUUCGAGCUGACAGGAGCACUAACAUAUGUCCUACCAAUCAUGAUAGCAGUGAUGAUAUCGAAGUGGGUCGGUGACGCGUUCGGCAAGCGUGGCAUCUACGAAUCCUGGAUCCAAUUUAAGGAAUACCCGUUUUUGGAUAAUCGUGAUGACCCGGUUCCCGAUAUUCCGGUCAGGGAAGUCAUGACCAGGAUUGAAGAUUUGGUGGUUAUCACGGAGGUGGGACAUACUAUUGAUUCCCUAGAGGGGAUAUUGGCAAGCCAGCCGUAUAAAGGAUUUCCGGUCGUGAGCGAUACUCGCCAGGCCGGUUUAGUGGGGUACAUCUCUAGAUCGGAAUUGCGAUUCGCGCUGGAUCAAGCACGGACUCGUAGCGCUAGCGGUGAUACGGAGUGCGUGUUUACGGCGCCGCGCAGCGUUAUCGAGGGAGAUUACUUGGACUUACGGCCCUGGAUGGACCAAACUCCCAUUACCCUCUCGCCAAAAAGUAGUCUCAUGCUUGUCGCGAAUCUGUUCCAGAAGUUGGGCUUGAGAUAUGUGCUUUUUGCCACACAUGGGUUAUUGCAGGGUGUGCUCACCAAGAAAGAUGUGUACUUUGUGCUCAAUGCUGAGGAGAACGCUGCCGGUGUUGCUGGGAGGUUGUCCGGUAUCGGAGAGGCCAGGGAAGGGAGGAGGUUGCUGGGGGGCGAUUUGGAGAGCGAGGCCGAUGAGGAUGACGAGGUUGGGUUAUUGGGGGGAGGAGAGUGACGGGUUGUAGAGGAAGGUUUCUGGCACGUUCUGUUUCUUUCAUGUGUACUUUAUAUUUGGGAUUUGGUGGGAGUUUUUGGGUCAUUUGUUUCAACAGAUUGUAGAUACAUGUGGGGAUUCUCGAGAAGGCUGAAUUGGUUGCGGUUCAAGUUGUUUCCAGGAAGCCUUAGAAAAUUACUGUAUUUGUGAAGGGGAAGAAAAUCGGAAUCAA